Molecule: messenger RNA, 933 nt
Organism: Pteropus alecto (black flying fox)
Lineage: Eukaryota; Metazoa; Chordata; Mammalia; Chiroptera; Pteropodidae
Product: olfactory receptor 2AT4-like
Biological process (GO): G protein-coupled receptor signaling pathway
Cellular component (GO): membrane
Molecular function (GO): G protein-coupled receptor activity; olfactory receptor activity
Source: RefSeq, a predicted model, not a curated record
AUGCAGACUACAGCCUGUAAUGGAUCAGAGGACUCCUCAAUCAUCUUCUACCUUAUGGGCAUCCCCUCUCUGCCAAAAUCCCUCUUCCUUCCUGUCUUCUUUGUCUUUCUCCUCCUCUAUCUGCUCAUCCUGGUAGGUAACACCCUGAUCCUGGUGGCUGUGGUGGUAGAGCCCAGCCUCCACAAGCCCAUGUACUUCUUCCUGAUCAACCUCUCUGUCUUGGACAUCCUUUUCACCACAACCACCAUCCCCAAGAUGUUGUCCCUACUCUUACUUGGGGACCGUUUCCUCAGCUUCCCUGCCUGUUUCCUGCAGAUGUACCUCUUCCACAGCUUCUCCUGCUCAGAAGCCUUCACCCUGGUGGUCAUGGCCUAUGAUCGUUAUGUGGCGAUCUGCCGUCCACUGCACUACCCUGUCCACAUGACCCCACAGAACAAUGCUAUACUGGCAGCCAGUGCCUGGCUCACUGCCCUUCUCCUGCCCAUCGCAGCAGUGGUGCAGACAUCCCAAAUGGCUUUUAACAACAUUGCUCACAUCUACCACUGCUUUUGUGACCACUUGGCUGUGGUCCAGGCCUCCUGCUCUGACACCACCAGUGUGGUGUCAUUCACGCCCCUGCUCCUGGUGCUUCUCUCCUAUGCCCACAUCCUGGCCUCAGUGCUUCGCAUCAGAUCCAGAGAAGGACGCUCAAAAGCCUUCUCCACCUGCAGCUCUCACCUGCUGGUGGUUGGCACCUACUACUCAUCCAUUGCGAUUGCCUAUGUGGCCUAUAGGGCUGACCUGCCCCUGGACUUCCACAUCAUGGGCAAUGUGGUGUAUGCUAUUCUCACACCUGUUCUCAACCCUCUCAUUUACACACUGAGGAACAAGGAUGUCAAAGCAGCCAUUACCAAAAUGGCAUGUCUUCGAGGCCCAAAGAAUGAGAAACCUUGA